UGGGGUGUGUGGCAUCCCUGGCUGUGUAAGGUGGAUGUCGCCACGCCCCUGCCGGCUGUGCUGAGGCCACGCCCCCUGCGCCGUCUGACAGUGUCGGGAGCGCGCAGCAGAGACAGACACCGACUGACCGGAGACCGGACACAGGGAUUUCAAGACCUUCUGACCCGUGUGUAUGACAUCAUGCCUGAAGCCUGUUUUAAACGCUGUUACUAUCGAGAUUAGGUACCCGGAGACUUCUUCUCGUGUUUUGUGGGGACAACAAACCAAAGACAUUCACAAAUGAAUAACCGUAAAGAGGAUAUGGAGAUCCCUUCCCACUACAGGCAGCUUCUGAAUGAGCUGAACGAGCAGCGGCAACAUGGAAUCCUCUGUGACGUCUGCAUCAUCGUGGAAGGCAAAAUCUUUAAGGCGCACAAGAAUGUUCUGCUCGGCAGCAGCCGGUACUUCAAGACUCUCUACUGUCAGGUACAGAAAUCCUCUGAACAGACCACAGUCACUCAACUGGACAUUGUAACAGCCCAGGGCUUCAAAGCCAUCAUAGACUUCAUGUACUCUGCUCACUUGGCCCUCACCAGUAAGAAUGUCAUUGAGGUGAUGUCAGCGGCCAGUUACCUUCAGAUGACGGACAUUGUCCAGGCUUGUCACACCUUUAUAAAGGCUGCGCUGGACAUCAGCAUAAAAUCGGAGACCUCUGAUGAACUUGCAGACUAUGACAUGGGUGCCCCAUCCAGCAGCGCAGAGGCUCUUCUUUCUGCUGUGGUGGCCGGGCGCAGCAUCUCACCAUGGCUUGCGAGAAGGACAAGUCCGGCCAACUCUUCUGGAGACUCUGCUAUCGCCAGCUGUCAUGAAGGGGGUAGCAAUUAUGGUAAAGAGGACACAGAGCAGAAAGUGGACAGUCAAGAUGAGGUGUCCUCCAUUUGGGCAGGAGAUGUGUGCUAUGGACCAUUGCGUAUCAAAGAGGAGCAGGUCUCCCCAUCCCAUUACAACAAAGGGGACCCAAGUAAUGCAUAUACAGAGCAUGGUGAUGGCUGGCAGCACUCAGGGCGAAGGAAGAACAGAAAGAAUAAAGAGACUGUUAGACACAUCACUCAGCAAAUGGUAGAAAGCUGUAGAACGGGAUCUCCGGAGCAAUCAUUUAUAUCCAGCACACAGUGGCAGUACAGCACCCAGGACAACUCUGGUGACGAUGUAACUGUGAUUGAGCCGGGAAGUUCUGACAGCCGGGAAGAACGAGUGGACUUGUACUCGCAGGGCGAAGAGUCCUUACAUGGUGGGGAGGCCAGUUACUUGACUCACACGCUGGGGCUGGAGAAAGAGGACCGUCAUCAACAAGUCACCAGUGUAUCCAACCUGCGCAAUGCCCUUCUGAGCAAGAACAGCCUCCUGUCCCUAAAGGCUGAUGUUCUGGGGGAGGAGAGUUCGCUACUGUUUGAAUACCUGCCCAAAGGUACCCACUCGCUCUCUCUGAACGAAUUCACGGUAAUCCGGAAGAAGUUUAAAUGUCCGUACUGCAGCUUCUCCGCCAUGCACCAGUGCAUCCUGAAGAGACACAUGCGUUCACACACGGGGGAGCGGCCAUAUCCUUGCGAGAUCUGUGGCAAGAAGUUCACAAGGAGAGAGCAUAUGAAGCGCCACACACUAGUCCACAGUAAGGACAAAAAAUACGUCUGCAAGGUAUGCAACCGUGUGUUCAUUUCUGCAGCUAGCGUGGGCAUCAAACAUGGCUCCAGAAGGCAUGGAGUCUGCAUGGACUGUGCUGGCCGUGGAGUGGCAGAAGCCAUGUACUCAGGAGAAGGGCACUACCUUGAAGAUGUGGACGAGUUGAAGGUGGACGAAGAUAUGGGAGGGGAGGAGGAUGACGACCUCAAAUGGAAAGAUGAGGCAGAGACCUCACAGGAUGAUGUCAUACUAGAGGACGAUGAGAUAGAGGACUGCACUCCUGAUGUGAACCGUGGGCCACUCAAGGAGUUCACUUGGAUAGCCUAGGCAGGGGAAAAUUGGGUCCUAGAGAAACUCUUUAGUUGGGAGUGAAUUGAAAUUAAUCUGCUGGGGUGACAGACUCCCAAAUGUGAUAUCACUGGAGUGGGGCUGGUCAUGCUAAUUAAAAGGGUCCAUUGUGCCUGUAUGCCCAUGUUUCCUGUGGGACAGUGUGCAGGCAAUGCUCAUCUCUUAGGCAGGAAAUAGCCUGCUACUUGACAAAUUCUCACCCACUGGAAUACAGAAAAGGUGAUUAACUUGCCCUUCUACUGUCAGCAAGAUUUGUAUUGUGCGCAUCUCCUCCUCCUGUCACUUCCUCUCCAUGACAAAGGCCCCCAGUGGUGACAGAGAAGAUUGCAUGAGAUGUUCCUAGCAAAGGAUUUCUCUUUUACCUUUUUUAUUUAUUUUUUACAUCUUCCUAACUGAUCCAUAAACACCACCCACCCGUCUACAUAGGAGCCACCUGUCCUCUCCCCCACACACCUUUGUCCAGCUGCUAUUUUUAAAAGCAGACACUUUUGCAAACUUAACUUAAGGUUUGUAAUCUUUUGUAAUUGCUGAACACAAUCAGUGUGAGGUACCAGUGCCUGUCUCCCAUAUUCUUUUUUUGAGUGAUUCUCCCUGAGACAUGGUGCCUCCCUCUCGCACUUUGGGACAUGUUAUGGUUAAUCAGCUGCUUCCUCUGGACUUGUCAAGCAGAAAACAUUCCGUGUGGGGAGAGCUGUGUAUAAAGUGUGCCCUUUACUGUCAGCUAUCUCCUGUACCCCAGGUAAACCUCCAUAUCUUCACAUUUCAUUCAUAAACCGUGUGAAUGAGACAGAACAAAUACAGUCUGGUUAAGCUGACCUACACAAUAUUUAACUCUGUGCUAAUGAUUACAAGACAGGAAAUAGACGGAAAUCCCUGCCCUGGGCAGUUUGUUUGUUUUUCCUGCCCUUCCCCCAUAAUUACAUUGCCAGCUCCUUGUUAGAUGCAGUUCGCUGACCACGUGUUGAAGAUUAUGUUCUCGUAAAAGGAGAAUUAAAUUGGGACUAAGGCAAGAAUGUGGAUGGUGGUCCUAUAGGACCAAGUCUGUCGUGUCUGCUGUUCUAGGUCUAUUUUUUAUUAACUGUCCCUUUGUACGCUGUUUUUUUUUCCCCUCUAUUGCCGCUGAAUUCCCUCCUGUAUAGACCCAGCGUAAAGGGGGAAGAAGAGGAAGGAUGUGCAUCUCGUAACACCACAUUGACAUGGGGGGGAUUGGGGAUUAACUAUGCAGUGCUUACCUCUCACACUCUAUAACAGGGAAGGCAUCAUGUGAUUCUCCAGCAGCAUGAUGGAACUUGUAGUUCAACAAGUGCAGGAGACCCAACUGCUUCAAAGGGUUAAAUGACUCCUAGCAUGAACCAAAAUUAAGCAUUUUAUAGCCUGGCUGGCAAGUGUGAAAGUCACAGGUAGAUAUCCAACCCACCCCCACAUACUAAUAGUAGGAGAACAAUUUGAUAGCAUUACAUGGAAAAAUACAAAAUUGUAACUUAAUGGCAGUUCCCCAACAAAUGUGGAGUGUCAGAAACCAUUGCAUCUUUUUUUACUUUUGAAUCGUGUUCUAGAUUUUAGUCUGAUACUUUCAAGAUAUAUAUAUAUAUAUUUUCUGUCUGCUAUGAGUACUGCGUGUACGCUCUCCAUAUAGAAAUGCAUAUAAUAUUUAUUUUACUCCCCUCCCCCCUUCACACACAUUUCCCAAACGUGUAAACCAUAAAAUUUGCAAGAUUGUGCAAUGUUGAUUUAUAAUUAUUAUUAUUAUUUUUUUGUUGGAAUAUACUAUAUUAUAUUGACUUUAAGAAUUAUUAUAAACUUGUGUUUGUGAUGGAGAUGUUUUAAUAUUUGGGUCGGUGGGUGGGAGAGAACAGGGGGUGACAAGUUUGGCAGCUAAAGGCCAAUGUCAUUUCUCUGCUCGGCAGUCAGUGGGUUAACUUACCGGGUUAGAUUUAGGUAUAAUCGCAAAUCAAUCAGUCUAAAUAAACCACAAAACUGCUGCUAA
Molecule: messenger RNA, 3994 nt
Organism: Pseudophryne corroboree (corroboree frog)
Lineage: Eukaryota; Metazoa; Chordata; Amphibia; Anura; Myobatrachidae
Gene: ZBTB46
Product: zinc finger and BTB domain containing 46
Exons: 6
Coding region: 280-1986 (568 amino acids)
Biological process (GO): regulation of transcription by RNA polymerase II
Molecular function (GO): DNA-binding transcription factor activity, RNA polymerase II-specific; RNA polymerase II cis-regulatory region sequence-specific DNA binding; protein binding
Source: RefSeq, a predicted model, not a curated record